Molecule: messenger RNA, 3672 nt
Organism: Guillardia theta CCMP2712
Lineage: Eukaryota; Cryptophyceae; Pyrenomonadales; Geminigeraceae
Exons: 1
Coding region: 1-3573 (1190 amino acids)
Molecular function (GO): protein binding; calcium ion binding
Source: RefSeq, a predicted model, not a curated record
AUGAGCUCAUUUCAGUCUCGUUCUAGCGUCGUUCCAAGUUCUUCGGCGGAAACUGACGCGAGGAAAGAAAGACGAAGUCUGACUCCAUUCUGGGACACGAAUGUGAGAGAAAAAGUGAAGGAGAAUCAGGCGUCUACCUCUGUUGUGGGACAUACAAAUCAACCGGCUGCUACCUUCUCCUUCGAGAGCCGGAGGCAGAACCUGAAGCCGAACAAGAACUCUGACUUGUUUGCAGCGUCUUCGAAAGAGAAGAACGAGGAGGCCUUGAAGGGGUGGAAGCCAUGGAGAAAGGCGUUGAACAAGUACAGCCAUGAGGGCAAAGACAAGAAGAAGAUCUCUCAGGCCUUGUCAAAGAUCGCUGCUGAGACUCUGAUCCAGUCAAACCCUCUGUUGGAGGCCUCGCAAGACAGUCUCACCCCCAAUUAUCAAGUUCGCGACCUCUCCUCGCUCUCUCUCUCUGACCUGUGCAUCUUGAAUGUGGCAUUUCAAGCCGCCGACGUGGAUAACAGUGGUGCUCUCGACAUGCAGGAGUUCAUCAACGCCUUCCUUCCGUUGCUGGCCGCGGGAGCCGGAGACCUUCACCUGAUGUUCAUGAGGAUAGACGCGGACUGCGAUGGCACCAUAACUUGGGAGGAGUUUCUUUCUUUCAUCGUCAUGCAGGAUGACGGAGCGAUUCAACUCGAAACUGAAAGCUCGAGGAAGCUUUUUCAAUAUCCGAGCAUCGCAGACAAUGCUCUGCAGAUCGUGGGGCACAAGGAAGUGGCAGCUGGUUUCAUUUGCUUCGACGAGGUUGAUAAGUACUUGUCCUACAGCAGGAAAGGAGACCUGCUCGUCUGGUGGCCAGACGCCAUUGAUGGGGUGAAGAUCCGCAGCCCGAAAGCUUACCAAACUGACUUGUCUUUCAUCGUCGGGCUCAUUCAUGUUGCCAAAUUUGGGCAUUCUGAUAGAUUUGCCGUGUGUGCUGCAAACAAGCGCCUCCUCUUCCUCGACUUGAUCCGAGACAGCUUCAAGGUUGUGGGGCAGCUCGUUCUCGACAUCUCACCCCUCUCCAUCUGCAUGAUUGCCAUCAAGGGCGAUACAGAAAGCUCGAAUGAGAGCAUGAUCGCCUUCGGAGACGACUUCGGAAGCAUCCAUCUGUACGAUGCCGACAAGCUGGUGCACAUAGCCAGCCGACAUGAGCUCACUGCCAACGGCUUGUCCAAGGAGAUGUGGACUGCUAGGGCCGCGUACAUCAGCUCAUGGCAGGCGCAUGACAAGACCGCCUGGGUGACCAAGUUGGACUAUCACGACGAGACGCGCAUGCUGCUGUCGUCAGCGUCGGAUGGGCAGCUUGUGGUCAGCGAUGUCAUUCGCCGAACGAUCAAGCACGAUGGCUUCAGACACAGAGGGGAGGUAGCGGAUUUCUUGUGGAUGCCCAAGUGGCAGCUGCUGGCUUCAUGUGGUAUUGAGAGGUACAUCAGCAUCUGGCAGAUUCCCAUCAAAAACCCCGCGUACAAGCUAGAAGGGCACCAGGCGUCUGUUCACAAGUUGGCGUAUGGAGGUGGGCAACUCAUCAGCCUAGACACGAGCAAGACAAUCAUCAUAUGGGACCUCAGAGAUAUGGAGCCCAUCCAACGCCUGGAAGCAGCCAAAGUCCACCAGGAGUUUCCAGUGUCGAGCAUCAUCUUCGACGCUCGCAGGAACACGUUGCUGAGCAUCUCUCGAAAGAUUCUUCCAUGGCACAUAUCAGAGCGCAAGGUUCCCAACGGGCACGCUCUGCCCAUCUCCUGCUGCGUUUACAACCCCACCUUUGAGAUCCUCGUCAGCACGGACGAGGCCUCGGUAGUGCGAGUGUGGAACGUCAACACAGGAAAGGCGAUCAUCCGUUACGAGAACGCGCACACCAACGCCAAGUCGGAGCCAGUCAAGAUAACGGCAGCCACCUUCGACCAGACCAAUCGGCGGCUCAUCACAGGAGCGCAUGAUGGGAGCAUCAAGGUGUGGAACUUCAGCACGGGCCAGCACCUGAGAGAGCUGGAGGGGUUUGGGAGCGGAGAGGUCACUUCGAUCCAGAACUUCAGCAUCACUCCCUACGACUACAUCGUUGCAACAGGGUGGAACCACAAGGUCUCGUUCUGGGAGGAGUCAGGGAGCAGCACGGCAGAGAGGCAGGGCAGCAAGAAGGCAGUGACGCAUCACUUCGAGGGUCACGGGGAGGACAUUCUGUGCAUGGUCUGCCACAAGGAGGCCAACCUCAUCGUCACCUCCUCCUACGACGGUGACAUCAUCAUAUGGAACCACGAGCUCGGCAUCCCCCGAGCUCACCUGGUCCUGCCCGGCAUCCGCAUGAUGACGCAAGAGCAGAAGCCGAUAGAGGCCAUGGUGAUCAUCUGCUGCCCGAGCCAGGUGGAGCAGGAAGACUUGAUUCUGCUGGUAACAGCCGGAGGAGAUGGGGUCGUGAGGUUCUGGAACGUGACGGGGGCGCCUGAGCUGCUGCUGGAGUACACCAUGAAGGACUCGAGGGACGCAGGUUUGUCCUCGUUGAUCUCGUGCGAGAGGAGCAAGGUUAUGAUCCUCACUGACAACCAUGGCUUCGUCUACGUCUUCGACAUCCAGGCUACCAUGAAGAGCGCGGGGCAGGCGACGGACAUGUCAGACAUUCGGCUGUGUCGUCCAGUGCAGAGGAGCAAGUGGCGAGCGCAUCUUCAAAGCAUCACGAGCGUCUGCUACGUCAACUCAAGGAGAAUCGUCAUCACGGGAUCGCGCGACUGCACCAUCUGCGUGUGGACGAUCCAUGGGCACAGACUGGGGAUCCUCGGUGAACCUUCAGGAUGGGAGCUGACGGCCGACAUGUUCCGAGACUUCAGGCUGGAUGAAGCAGCCUUCGAUGCCUCGCUGCCGGAGGAAGAGGAGGAGAGUGGGCAGCGGACGGAGAGUCCCAGCCCUGUCGCAGAGUCGGGCAAAGACAAAGUUCAGCCAGAGAACGACUCGUCGAGCCGGAUCCCCAUCUUCACCCUGCAAGCUCAGAUGACGGGGAAGAGGCUGGCAGUGACAGACCCAACACAGGAAGAGGGCAAGAAGACGAUGGCUGACGAGUCGAAGCAGCAGGCAACUCAGAACGCUUUCUUCAUGACUCAGGACUUGGAUAUCAGCACAAUAUCACGGGACGGUGAGCUCGAGGAGGACAACAAGGACACGGAGAGCAUCAGCGACAGUUCGUCGUCCGAGCUCGACCUCCUCUCCUUUGCCGAUGCUGGUCCUCUACGUCUGCAGGAGAUGGGAGGGAAGCAGGAGGUUUCCAUCAACUACGCGCUCAAGGACGAAGUCGACUCGAUCCUCCAGCGGGCCAAGGAGAAGCGAGAGAACCCGGAGAAGUACUUCGAAGCUUCCUCCCUGGAGAUCUCAGCGUACCAGAAGAUGAUAGUGAGCGACCUCCAUGAGCUCUCCCUGCCCGCGUCUGUGUCAAAGAAGAUGAUGAAGGGCAAGAGGCUGGUCAAGGCAGCCUUGUCGCACGGCAAGGAUCAGACGCCUUUCUCUGACGUUGACUCCGAGUUCGGAUCGGAAUCUGCGUUCGAGAGGGACAGAGCGCUAUGAGCAAUGCAUGCCAUGCUAGACGAGAUUUCUGCUCUGAUGACUUUUAACUUUAUGUUUUCCAAACUGGUUUUCUCUUUUCAAUGAAAGCUCCGAUUCCUU